AUGGAUUGUGGUACUAUUGAAGAUGAAGGUAUCAGAGUUGACAACCUUGAUGAUGAUGAUGACAACACAUGUUGUUGGGAGCCUACAACGGGGAUGUGUUUUUCUUGCUUAGAUGAAGUCAAAUCAAUUUAUGAAGAGUAUGCUUCGAGAAAAGGUUUUGGGUGGAAGAUUAGAUCUUCAAGAAAAAGCCAAGAUGGAGAGCUCUGCUACUUAAUUUUAUCAUGCUCAAGAGAGGGUUCUAAAGUUUCAAAAAAAUUGUGUACGUUAGAAACACUUCCAACUAAGACGAGUCCUACAAAGGCAAGGUUGUUCAAAGCUAACAAGACGAUGAAUUUGCAUGUGAAGAGAACAAUACAAAUCAAUGAUGAUGCAGGAGUGAGGAUCAACAAGACAUUUCAACCUCUUGUUAAAGAUGCAGAAGGGCAUGAAAAUGUAACAUUUUGGGAAAAAUAUGUGAGGAAUUAUGUUAAGGUCUUGAUAAGCUAUUUCUGCCAAAUGAGGGAACAAAAUUCAGACUUCUUCUAUGACAUAGAUUUGGAUGACGAUUUUCACGUAAGGAAUGUGUUUUGGACUAAUGCAAGAAAUAGAGUUUCUUAUGAAUACUUUGGAGAUGUUGUGACUAAUUUUGACACAACAUAUUUGACUAAUAAGUAUGACAUGCCUUUUGUUGUAUUUGUUUGUGUGAGUAACUUGGAUGUGUGA
Cicer arietinum (chickpea) is the source of this 702-nucleotide messenger RNA. RefSeq names its product protein FAR1-RELATED SEQUENCE 5-like. Lineage: Eukaryota; Viridiplantae; Streptophyta; Magnoliopsida; Fabales; Fabaceae. The record is from RefSeq and is a predicted model, not a curated record.